This is a messenger RNA of Amblyraja radiata (thorny skate), 1826 nucleotides long. Its product is annotated as nectin-1-like. Bases 111 to 1358 code for a protein of 415 amino acids. The transcript has 8 exons. NCBI's taxonomy places the organism in Eukaryota, Metazoa, Chordata, Chondrichthyes, Rajiformes, Rajidae. The record is from RefSeq and is a predicted model, not a curated record.
CCUAGCCACACGGAACUGAGAUGCAGCCGCCGCAGACAGUCUGAGCUGCAAGACUGGGCUUCAGCAGAUUGGGACCAUCGUUGUAUUCAGAUGCAGCAGCGGUCUCGGGAAUGAUUAUCUUACGUUUCAUCGUGUUUCAACUCGUACAUUUCACAGUUCUGGCCGCCCAAAUCGUUCAAGUGGAGGAUUUGAUAACUGGAACCGCUGGGGAUGAGGUCAGGCUGCCGUGUUACUUGUCCUACAACGCGGGGGACGUAAGGUUGGUGCAAGUGACCUGGUUGAAGCGAGCUGAGAAGGGCAACGUGAACUUGGCCGUUUACAACCCGCGACUCGGCACCAGUUACCCCGCUGCCAUCGACAGGGUGACGCUCACCAACGUAACGGCUCCUAACUACACGCUGAGCAUCAAGCCCUUACAACUGCCCGACCAAGGUGCUUACAGCUGUGAGGUGAACAUGUUCCCCAGCGGAAAGCACGAGUCCCAAACACGGCUGUCGGUUCUAGCGAGGCCUUUGACUGAGGCGAUCUCGGUGCCUGUGGACACCUCGUUGUCAGAAGUUCCCGUCGCCAAUUGUACAGCGGCCAGUGGCAAACCGGCUGCACAGGUGGCAUGGAGUGGGAGCGAUGCAGGAACAGUCACCGUCACGGAGACUGGACAUGCGGACGGGACGGUGACUGUAGUCAGCCAAUACAGACUGAGACCCACCAGUGUGGACGAUGGCAAGAACGUCACCUGCCUUGUCACGCACAAAACCUUCACGGAUGUGAUCAACUUGACUGUGACAUUAUCUGUUCGCUACCCACCAGAAGUCACCAUUGCCGGAUAUGAUGGGAAUUGGUACGUGGGCAGUUCCGGACAUCGCUUGGCCUGCCUUGCCAGGGCGAGCCCUCCCGUUACCAGCUACCGCUGGACAUUGUCCACAGGCCCGUUGCCGCCGAAUGUGGAAACCAAAGGCGACUGUUUGUUGAUAACACACGUCGACUAUUCCCUCAAUGGCACGUGGGUGUGCGAUGCAACUAAUGCCCUCGGCAAAGGAAGCGGAAAAGUCACAGUUGUGGUCAAAGAAGCAGAUUCAACCAGUGCAGGAGCUGCUUUUGCGACCACUGUGAUCUACAUUACUGUAGGGGCACUGGUGUCAGUCCUGCUCGUGGUGGUCACCGUCACCAUAGCGAUGAUGAAGAGAAGCAGACGGCGGGUUGAUGGCACAAAGGAAGAAGUGAGCUCUUUCCCAGAGAAGAGCGGUGAAUUUGUCAUCCACGCAACCCUAAACUUUAAGGUUUCAGACUGUGCCCGUCCUUCAAGCAGGGAGAACAAUAAUCAUGAGGCAACAGUCUAUGCUGAUGUACACAUUGACUAGACUCAGCCCUUAUUGACAAUGUGGUUUCAUACUAUCGGAUAUCUAUCAGUUCAAGACUGUUGCAACGUUUCAACAACAUGGAUCAUUGCCGCGAACAAACUCACAACUAUAAAGACACAAGUGCUGCAGUAAUUCCAUGUUCUCCACAGAUGCUGCCUGACCCGCUGAGUUACUCCAGCACUCUGUGAAACGUCACCUAUCCAUGUUCUCCACAGAUGCUGCCUGACCCGCUGAGUUACUCCAGCACUCUGUGUCUCUCUGUGUCAAACAGCAUCUGCAGUUCCUCCUGAAUAUAUCCAUAACCAUCGCGCCGAGCGCCUCGGGUGGGAAUUGGGCUUCAGCAGAGACAACCCUGUCCUCACCUUCAGCUACAAAUCGAUGUCAAUACAUCAGUGCAUUCGCUUGUGCAGCCUCCAGUAAUUUGUUUGUAUUUUUUCAUUCCUUCGUCAAUAAAUGAACUCUGUCGCA